AUGGACAAAAGAGCCCGCAUUCCCGUCACUCUCCCGGUGGCCAACCCGACCGAGAGCUACUGGCACUAUCCCCCCUCCCGCCUCUCAAACUACUGCUCGAGCGCAUCACCGCCAUCAGAGACCGACACGCUGAUUAUAGGAAGCGGUAUCACGGGCGCUGCUGUGGCCCACUUCCUCCUCGCCUCGCCCUCUGCCGGGACCUCCUCGCAACAAACGCCAUCGCCUCCCGACAUCACAAUGUUGGAAGCCCGCACCGUGACCUCGGGCGCAACAGGUCGCAACGGCGGCCACACAAAAGCGGCGUCCUACAGAUCGUUCCUCCAUCAUGAAGCCACUCUCGGCACCGAGGCCGCAUGUCGCAUCGCGCGUCUCGAGCUCGCCAACAUCCGCGCCGUCCACGCCUUCGCGGCAACUCAUCUCAAGGACCGGGAGACGGAGAGCAGACCCUGCCAGACGGUCGACGCGAUCUACGACGCCGUCCAGUGGGAGGCGGCGAAACGGGCCAUCGAGGCGAUGAGGGAAGCCAUGCCAGGCGAAGACGCUUCGAAGUACGAUCUCUACGACGCCGACGAGACGCAAAGCCGGUUCCACGUCUCGGGCGAGGGGCUCCACGGGGGUGUCGCGUACGAGGCGGGGAGCAUCUCGGCGUACCGGUUCGCCACCGGCGUGCUGGAGCUGUGCGUCGACAAGGGCCUGAAGCUCUUCACGGAAACGCCCGCGGUCAGCGUCGAGAGGCUCGACGGGACGGCCGAGAGCGGCCAUCGCCGAUGGGUUGUGCAGACGCCCAAGGGACGGAUCGCGGCGCGGAAGGUGGUGCUCGCGACCAACGGCUACACGGCAUUUCUCGACCGGCGGUUCCAGGAGGCCAUCGUGCCGACGCGCGGCCAGAUCGUGGCGCACCGGCCGGGCUCCAAGAUGCCCAAGGAAGGCCUGCCGACGACGUACAGCUUCAUCUACGAGGGCGGCUACGAGUACAUGAUCCCCAGGCCGGCGGGCGCGCCGUUCGCCGGCGACAUCGUCAUCGGCGGCGGCCUCGUCCGAGCGCCGGAGGAAGGGCUGGAAGAGUACGGGACGACGGACGACUCGCGGCUGAACCCCAUCGUCAGCUCGUACCUCCACGAGACGACGCCACGGUACUUUGGCGACAACUGGGGCGACGACGAUGACGCCGCCGGGGGUCGGCUACGGGCCGAAUGGACGGGCAUCAUGGGCUUCAGCCCGGACGGGUUCCCGUUCGUGGGACAGGUGCCGGGCAGCAGCGGCGGCGGCGGCGGCAGCAAAGAUGAGGGCCUCUGGGUCUCGGCGGGCUUCCAGGGGCACGGCAUGGUGUUCUGCUGGAUGUGCGCAAAGGCGCUCGUCGCCAUGAUGCUUGAUAUGGCCGAGGAGGAUAAGGAGGAGGAGAAGCAGCGACUCAGCAGUUGGUUCCCCGAGGCAUUUCGGAUCACAGAGGCACGACUGAAGCAGAGAUUCCAUGGGAGAGUGAACCAUUCGGCAUCGGGACCCUCCAACGGGGGGUGGAAUCCGAGCUAG
Molecule: messenger RNA, 1530 nt
Organism: Colletotrichum higginsianum IMI 349063
Lineage: Eukaryota; Fungi; Ascomycota; Sordariomycetes; Glomerellales; Glomerellaceae
Product: FAD dependent oxidoreductase
Exons: 1
Coding region: 1-1530 (509 amino acids)
Cellular component (GO): cytoplasm
Molecular function (GO): oxidoreductase activity
Source: RefSeq, a predicted model, not a curated record